This is a messenger RNA of Solanum tuberosum (potato), 2124 nucleotides long. RefSeq lists its product as uncharacterized. Lineage: Eukaryota; Viridiplantae; Streptophyta; Magnoliopsida; Solanales; Solanaceae. The transcript has 10 exons. The coding region runs from base 69 to 2075 and encodes 668 amino acids. The record is from RefSeq and is a predicted model, not a curated record.
CUAAAUUUCUAAACCGAAAAAAAAGUCGUCUGAAACUCAAUAGGCAUAGAAGUUAAUAAUAUUUGUCCAUGGAAAAGAAGCAUCUUUCAACUAUUGCCAACGAUGUUAUUUGCAGAUGUGCCAAGAAGUUGAACACAGCUGUUGAUGAAUUAGUGCAUGAAUUUGAGGCUGGAUGGGAUCCUAACAUGGAGGGAUAUUCGAGGAAAUUAGUCGAGUUUUGCUGCUCCAAGGCCCUCACUGAUAUGUGUAGUAAGUUACAAGAAAUGAUCGAUAAUGGUGAUUUUAUCCGGUUCACGUUUGAUAUGAUGCUGGCAUGGGAAAUACCUAGUUCAACAGAAGAAGAGACACAUGAAGAGUCGUUGGCGAAAGAAAAAGAAGAGAAAAAAGUCGUUGCUGAGAUGACUAAGGAACAAGAUGACAUCCCUUUGUUCUACUCGGAUCUCUUGCCGUUCCUUGUUGAUCAUAAACCUAGUGUUGGAGAGCAUGCUUUCUUGUGGCUGGCGACACUCGUAAAUUUAGUAGGUGAUUUUGUUAACGGAAGAUGUACUUUCGAGACUCUCACAGCACCUACAGAAAAUCGAAUGCAUUUUCCUGCUUAUAACAUAUUCUUGAAGGAGAUUAUAAAGUGCAUAAAGCAUUUGGAGAAACAAGCAACUCCAACGAGUGUGGAAAUGAGAGAUGACGAGUUUAUUAUACAUGUAGAAGGAACUGCAAGUUCACAAAGAAUAGUGCGCCAUAUUGGAGGGACAAGUUGGCCUGGUAGGCUGACAUUAACAAACUAUGCCCUGUACUUCGAGGAAUCUGGAGUCAUUUCUUAUAAAGACGCUCUUAAGCUCAAUCUUUCGGAAGAUUUCGAGCAGAGUAUCAAACCUGCUGCUACAGGUCCAUGGGGUGCUCCGCUCUUUGACAAGGCUAUAGUUUAUAGUUCUUCUGAAUUGGAAGAAGCUGUUCUCUUGGAAUUUCCAGAAAUGACAAGCUCAACAAGGCGCGACCAUUGGCUUGCUCUUAUAAAGGAGAUUAUACUUUUGCAUCGGUUCCUACGGAAGUUUAAGGUUGAUUCACCUUCAGGAUCAUGGGAGAUGCACGCGAGGACAAUACUAGGAAUUAUAAGGCUUCAUGCAGCUAGAGAAAUGCUCAGGAUCUCUCCACCAGUUCCCAAGAAUUUCUUAAUUUUCGAUUUGCUAGACGAGUUACCAAAAGGAGAUUAUGUACUUGAAGAGCUUGCUGAGAGUCUGAAGAAACUAGACGUUGGACAUCCUUGUAGUGCUAGCUCAAUCUUGAGAAGCCUGAAUAUCUCCCGGAUGUCUGUUCCAGUCGAAAUGGUCAAAGAAAUGGAUGAUAGCAACCGUAUCCCUGGACAAACUGACAAUGUCUCGUCAUUGGGGAAUGCUAUCAAUCAAGCGAGAGAGGAAGCAAAGGAGAUUGAAAAGGCCAAAGCUACUGUUGAGGAGCUGAAAGGGGAAGGUAUGGGGAAUAGUGUCCAGGUUCUUAUGGGUCUUAUCAAACAGCUCGGGAGGUUAAUGCCUUAUAUUCAAGAGGUAUUAACAUGGGAACGACCUCUAUGCACCUCCAUUUUUGUCCUGACAACACUCAUAGUCAUAUAUAUAGAGUGGAUUGGCAAAGCAAUAGCAGUUCUCUUGUUGGGAACAGUUGCUACGAUGAUAUGGACAAGACGAAGAGGGGACGUACUAGAUAAGGCAAGUAAAAUAGUUAUCUACACUGGAUCUGAUCAUACAACGAUGGAAAACAUAGUGUCAGCACAACAUGGACUAAGAAAUGUCUACGACUUGAUUCAAAGCAUGAACAUAGUUCUACUGAAAAUCUGGUCCAUAUUUGUUUCAAAGGCUCCAAAGCAUGCAGAUUUAGUAAUGGCAGCAAUGGUUGUUGCUUCAGUGAUAUUAGCAGUGGUUCCGUUCAAGUUCAUUGUUAUGGCUUUGACGUUGUGCAUCUUUGUACAGACAUCAAAGAUUGGGAAAUACAUGGAAAAUGAGAAAGUAAAUAGGAGAAUAAAAGAAUGGUGGGACUCUAUACCUGUCGUCCCUGUCGAAAUUGUGGGGAAAAAUGUUGAUUCAUAAUAAUGGGAAGUUUUCCUAGUCAUGGAUGUAUAUAGAUCCCUUCAGUUUU